This is a messenger RNA of Leptosomus discolor (cuckoo roller), 2154 nucleotides long. The record is from RefSeq and is a predicted model, not a curated record. NCBI's taxonomy places the organism in Eukaryota, Metazoa, Chordata, Aves, Leptosomiformes, Leptosomidae.
UCUCGUUUGAGAAGACAGGAUGUCGGCUUGAAAAGCCACCUGGAUCAGCUAGACCAGCGAAUAAGUGAGCUGAAAUUGGACGUCAGUAAGACCUCCAGUGAAUACUUGGAUAGUGACAGCCGGCCCAGCUCAGGCUUCUAUGACCUGAGUGACGGUGGUUCUUGCUCACUCUCCAAUUCUUGUACCUCUGUGUACAGUGAGUCCAUCUCCUCAUCCCACACCAGUCUCUUGCCCGGCUCUCAACACCCUAAAGCAAGGCUCAGUGUGUUUGAUUACCGACCCAAGUCUGCAGAUGAAACUACUGUGCACGCCACCAGCUUCCAACAGCAGGGAACCUAUGUCAGCGAUGGAUGUCGGAUUACAGCUAGCACAGACAUUUCUGGGACUCCUGCCAGGUCCCGACCGAGGCCAGUUUCCACAGGUGACUUGGAAAGACUCAUUCCAGCAGAUACUAGAUUUCAGAAAGAGACAGAUCCCAAAUCCAUGUGGCCUCUAUGCCAUGCCGGAGACAUGCACUUGCUCAGCAUGGACCCCAAAUUCCAGAAUGACCUGGUCUCCAAGAAUGGCAUUGAUGUGUAUCCUUACCCAAGCCCCCUUCAUGCGGUGGCUUUACAAAGUCCUCUUUUCUCCCUAGUGGGGACAUCCUCAGAAGCAGACCUCCAGGCCCUUCCCAGCAAACCCGUGCCUAGUGCAACAGGUCCCAGCUUGAUUAGGGCUAGGCCAACCACUGAGGCCAAGCCAGGGGGUUACAUCAAAAAAUUACUGCAGCUGACGAGAUGCAAAGGGAACAAUCAGGCUGAUGCCAGUGAGUGGGUUUCAACAAAGAGCCAGCCAGCCACAAUGCACCAGAGACUCAUUAUAACCCCCAGCGCCGGUGGAGUGAAAAUUAACAGCAGCAAUAGCCAGCUGGAAAAACAAGUGAGUUCUCUGGAAAGUAACAAAGCUGAAGGGAAGCUGCAGAGAGAGGUGCCGGAGGGGGAAUGUGCCAAGCAGCAGGAGACCAUGCACUGUGUGAAUGAAGAACAGCCGGGCUCUCCUUUGGCAGAAGCAACAGAGAGCAGCUUGGAGCUCAGUUCAUCCUGCUCGCAUCUGUGCCAGGAGGACUCCAACCCAGGCACAUGGAACGCUAAAGCCAUCCCACCCAGAAAGCUGCCCCUCAAAAGGUGUGGCAAUGCCAAAUUUGCUAACGCUGGGGGUCAUGAGCAAGUGGCACGGAGUGAGUUCGUUCAUGCUCAGUUCGUCCCUGCAGAAUCCCACCAAGUCCGGGUCAAGUUUGCCAGCUCCAAAACAAAGGCAGCGAAGAUAAAGAGGAGGAACAGUGAAAAGGUACUACGGCCUGGGAAGCAAACCUUUUGCAUGGAGAAGGCGAGAGGCUCCCAUGGGGCUGCCAGGCUGCCUGCUGAGUGGAAUCAGCCCCAAAGGCCACAUGGAGCAAAGAGCCUCGUGCGGAGACCUUCGUAUUCUGGUGACGUGACCGGCAGGUCGUGCUCAGAGUCUAGCUUGUUCCCUGUGCAGGUCAGGCUCCCCACUGUGCCAUCCAGGCCAGAUCUUCACAGAGCCUCUGCCAAUGCACUGUAUUCCCUCGAAGCAGCUUGCGUAGACACAGCCAACAAGAAGAAGCAGCGCAAGUGGCAGUCCACAGUGGAGAUCUCUGCCAAGGGCCACCUGGCCAGCCUCUCUAGUAGCUUUGGCCUGGGAGCGCCAAGGCAGCCAGCAAGGAAAGCUGGUGUCCUACGCACUGUCAGUAUGAGGGCUCGCUCCAAGAGUCAGCACCACGGAGCUUAUGCCAAAAGUGAGUCAGACCACUCUGAGUACUCUGCAGAGUGUGCUUCCCUCUUUCACUCCACCAUUGCAGAGACCAGCGAAGGGGAGGUCAGCGAUUUCACGGCUAACCGUUUUGGGGAUAGCGAGUCCAGUGAAAGCGAUUCAGAUGGCAGCAGUGACAGUAGCAGCCUUGCCCUUGACUAUGAUGAGGGGGAUGAAAGUGAGCUGAUUUGGCCUGAAAGUUCGGUCAGACAAUCGGGAGCUGUCCAGACCUCUUCCAAGCCUCUUCCCCCAGUGCCCAAAAUCUGUCGCAUAAAAGCUUCAAAGGCACUAAAGAAGAAGAUUAGGAGAUUCCAACCUGCCUCUCUGAAGGUCAUGACCAUGGUUUAA